Molecule: messenger RNA, 2054 nt
Organism: Octopus bimaculoides (California two-spot octopus)
Lineage: Eukaryota; Metazoa; Mollusca; Cephalopoda; Octopoda; Octopodidae
Product: histone deacetylase 3
Biological process (GO): epigenetic regulation of gene expression
Molecular function (GO): histone deacetylase activity
Source: RefSeq, a predicted model, not a curated record
UCCGAAUUUGCUGGCCUUGUGCCAAAAUUUGAAACCAACAUUACAUUUAUAAUCAUGUUAACAUCAGAGACUUUUCUUAAAUUUUGACAAAUGAACCAGAGACGAACACUCGGAACUCUUCAUGUUUUGAAAACAAAAUUAUUACUGAAAAGACAACAAAAUGGCGAAUCCCACUGUUGCAUAUUUUUAUGAUCCUGAUGUUGGAAAUUUUCAUUACGGCCCCAGUCAUCCAAUGAAACCACAUAGAAUAGCCUUGACACAUUGUUUAGUUCUUCAUUAUGGACUUUAUAAAAAAAUGAAGGUCUAUCGUCCUUAUCGAGCAUCAGCCCAUGAUAUGUGUCGGUUUCAUUCUGAAGAAUACAUCAAUUUUUUACAGAGUGUUACUCCACAGACAGUACAAAAUUAUACUAAAAGUCUCAGUGCAUAUAAUGUGGGGGAUGAUUGUCCUGUAUUUGAUGGGUUAUUUGAUUUUUGUUCAAUGUACACUGGAGCAUCAUUAGAAGCUGCAGUUAAAUUAAACAACAAUCACUGUGAUAUAGCUAUAAAUUGGUCUGGAGGCUUACACCAUGCUAAAAAAUUUGAGGCUUCAGGUUUUUGCUAUGUAAAUGAUAUAGUGAUCUCUAUUCUGGAAUUGCUAAAGUAUCAUCCAAGAGUGUUAUAUAUUGAUAUUGAUAUUCACCAUGGAGAUGGAGUUCAAGAAGCUUUUUAUCUUACAGAUCGUGUGAUGACUGUAUCAUUUCACAGAUAUGGAAAUUAUUUUUUCCCUGGAACUGGUGACAUGUAUGAAUCAGGAGCAGAGAGUGGCAGGUACUAUUCAGUUAAUGUCCCAUUAAAAGAAGGAAUUGAUGAUCAAACAUAUAUGCAGGUCUUUAAGCCUGUAAUACAAGCUGUCAUGGAGAGCUAUCGACCAACAUGUGUUGUUUUACAAUGUGGUGCAGAUUCCUUAGGAAGUGAUCGAUUGGGCUGUUUUAAUUUAAGUGUCAGAGGUCAUGGUGAGUGUGUUCGAGUUGUGAAAGGUUAUGGUCUACCAAUGUUAGUAUUAGGUGGAGGAGGAUACACAAAAAGGAACGUGGCUCGCUGUUGGACUUAUGAAACAUCAGUUUUGUUGGAUGAUGAAAUUAAUAAUGAUUUGCCAUACAAUGAAUAUUUGGAAUAUUUUGGCCCUGAUUUUUCUCUCCAUCCAGAUAUUACAACUAAACAAGAGAACUGUAAUACAAAAGAAUAUUUAGAUAACAUUCGAAUGACAGUGAAUGAUAAUUUAAAGAAUGUGGCUCAUGCUCCAAGUGUUCAAAUGCAAGAUGUUGGCCCAGAUUUUGUAGGAUUUGAUCUGAAGACUGAAUUGGAUCCUGAUGUCCGAAAUCAUCAAGAAGAAAUAGAUCGACGAAUUGAACCAGUCAAUGAGUUUUAUGAUGGAGAAAAAGACAACGAUAAAGAUGCUGAUGGCUUUUUAGAUGUUUGAAGACAAGCAAGUUAGAUGGUAUAUCAGUAUGAAUACAUCUUCUUGAGCGAAUCAUCUUCAAUUUAACGGUUGGGAAACAUUACCAGCUCCACUACCACCACCACCACCACCACCACCAUUUUUAUUUGUUUUAUUCUCUCUCCUAUCAUUAUUAUAUCAACAUCAUAAUUGUCAUCUUCUUCAUCAUCAUCAUCAUCAUUGUCGUCAUCAUCAUCGUUGUCAUCAUCAUCAUUGUCAUCAUCAUUGUUGUCAUCAUCAUCAUCAUUGUUGUCAUCAUCAUCAUCAUUGUCGUCGUCGUCAUCAUCAUUACUGUUUUAGUAAUAUCAGUCUGAAUAUCAAUCAGUUAAAACAAAACAUGGAUUGGCUGGAGCUUUCUACAUCACUUACUGUUGUUAUUGCUUCUGAUUUAAAUUUUCUGCAAGCUGAUGUCUUUGCAGAUUUUAUUUCAUUUAAAUUGUCUGAAAAAAGUUCAGCCUUCAUGGGAAACAAAGAAAAAAAAAAUUCCUUACCUUGCAUUGCAUAAUUAGGUAGGGUGUAUAAUAUAUAUAUAUAAAGUUUUAAGCAAUCUAAUUUAAAAAUUUGAUUCUGUUUUCUU